Beta vulgaris subsp. vulgaris (sugar beet) is the source of this 1705-nucleotide messenger RNA. RefSeq names its product benzyl alcohol O-benzoyltransferase. NCBI's taxonomy places the organism in Eukaryota, Viridiplantae, Streptophyta, Magnoliopsida, Caryophyllales, Amaranthaceae. The transcript is spliced from 2 exons. The coding region runs from base 95 to 1426 and encodes 443 amino acids. The record is from RefSeq and is a predicted model, not a curated record.
UCACUUUUCCAGCAACACAAAAAACUCUUACUACUACUUACCCAAAAAACACUAAAAAAAAACAUUCGAUCAAUUGUUUACCUAAGUGACCAUUAUGGCUCUUAUGGCGCAGGACACCACUCCCAUAGUGUUAAACGUAACACGAGGGAAGCCUGAACUUGUGUGCCCUGCAGAGCCCACGCCACGAGAGCUUAAACCGCUCUCGGACAUCGAUGAUCAAGAGGGCCUUCGCUUCCAUAUGCCGGCCAUCAUGUUUUACAGGGCCGACCCUUCCAUGGAAGAAAAGGACCCGGUGAAAGUGGUGAAAGAUGCUCUUGCAAAAGCUCUUGUGUUUUACUAUCCUUAUGCAGGUCGGCUAGUAGAAGGGCCAACGAGGAAGCUCAGUGUUGACUGUACAGGUGAAGGUGUGCCCUUCAUUGAGGCUGAGGCUGACGCACGACUCGAGGAUUUUGGAGAUGAGAUUCAUCCUCCAUUUCCACUUCAGGACUUGCUCUAUGACAUGCCUGGGACUGAUGGAAUGCUUGGCACGCCAUUACUUAUAGUUCAGGUAACACGUCUAUUAUGUGGUGGAUUUAUUGUGGCCCUUCGAGCCAACCAUGCAAUGAGCGAUGGCACUGGAGUUAUGCAAUUCAUGAACGUUGUAGGUGAGAUGGGUAAAGGCUUUGUUACUCCAUCCAUUCUCCCAGUAUGGGAUCGCGAACGCUUAACAGCGAAGCGAUCCCCGAAUGUGAGCUUUUCACAUCCGGAGUAUGACCAGCAUGAAAUCGACCACCACUCGAAUGAUGAAGCUAACUUGGUCCAACAAUCCUUCCUUUUUGGGCCAACAGAGAUUGCUGCUCUUCGUCGUCAUAUCUCCCCGCGUAUCAAACAAUUCUCCACAUUCGACAUCCUUAGCGCUUCGUUGUGGCGGUGUCGAACAAUAGCACUUGGACUAGACCCUGAAGACGAAGUUCGUUUGCUUUUCGCGGUUAAUGCGAGGAGUAAGUUUAAUCCACCCCUUGCAAAGGGAUACUAUGGAAAUGCUUGUGCAUUUCCAGCUAUUUGUGCUAAAGCAGGGGACAUAUGCCAAAAUAAAGUAGAGUAUAUUUUGGAGUUGAUAAGGAAUGCCAAAAGUGAAAUCAACGAGGAAUAUAUGAGGUCUAUUAUGGACCUUAUGGUUACUAAUGAUAGGCCUCAUUUCACAGUGCGUCAGACUUAUGUAGUAUCCGAUUUAAGACAUUUGGGUUUUGCAGAUGUUGAUUUCGGGUGGGGAAAGCCCGUUUUCGGCGGGCCAGCUAGUAAUGGGUCAGUACCUGAUGCAAGCUUCUUUAUAUCCUUUAAGAACAAGAAGGGAGAGACUAUGACUAUGGUGCCUAUUUCCUUGCCUCCCGUGAUAAUGAAUGUUUUUGUCAAGGAAUUACGUGAGAUGCUUAAAACACAGCUUUAAAUUAUUGGAUAUUCCAAGAAUUGGCUUUGCACAAUGCACAGUGCCUUGGUGCAUGGAUCUCAUGAUGUUUCUGCCUUUUCCGCAAAUCGGUGGAUCUAUAGUGCACCAACUAAAGAAAGUUUCUUACAAAUGAGUUGCAAGUGCAAUGUACAUAGUAAGGUUGAUUGUGAUUUGUGUAUGUGUAUCAUAAAAAAUGAAUGUAUUUCGUUUUCCAAAAAUUUCAAAUGUAUCUAAAGUCACUUAACCCGGAUAGCAAUAUAGCAUGUAGUUUUUCUAUUU